Molecule: messenger RNA, 2910 nt
Organism: Pteropus alecto (black flying fox)
Lineage: Eukaryota; Metazoa; Chordata; Mammalia; Chiroptera; Pteropodidae
Gene: KHDC4
Product: KH domain containing 4, pre-mRNA splicing factor
Exons: 15
Coding region: 60-1829 (589 amino acids)
Cellular component (GO): nucleus
Molecular function (GO): RNA binding
Source: RefSeq, a predicted model, not a curated record
GAAGUGACGGGAAGCUGGUAGUGGGGUAGUUGGCGGGUGGUUGAGCAGAGCCGGUCGCCAUGUCCGCGGGGAGCGCGACACAUCUUGGAGCCGGCGGGCGCCGCAGCAAAUGGGACCAGCCAGCUCCGGCCCCCCUUCUCUUCCUGCCACCGGCGGCCCCGGGCGGGGAGGUUCCCAGCAGCGGGGGAAGCCCGGGGGGCUCCACAGCCGCUCCCUCUGGAGCCUUGGAUGCCGCCGCUGCCGUGGCCGCCAAGAUCAAUGCCAUGCUGAUGGCCAAAGGGAAGCUGAAACCAGCGCAGAAUGCUGCCGAGAAGCUUCAGGCCCCUGGCAAAGGCCUAACAAGCAGUAAAAGCAAGGAUGACCUGGUGGUAGCUGAAGUCGAGAUCAAUGAUGUGCCUCUCACGUGCAGGAACUUGCUGACUCGAGGGCAGACUCAAGAUGAGAUCAGCCGACUUAGCGGGGCUGCGGUGUCAACUCGAGGGAGGUUCAUGACCGCCGAGGAGAAGGCCAAAGUGGGACCAGGGGAUCGUCCAUUGUAUCUUCACGUCCAGGGUCAGACACGGGAACUAGUGGACCGGGCUGUAAACCGAAUCAAAGAGAUCAUCACCAACGGGGUGGUGAAAGCUGCCACAGGGACAAGUCCGACUUUCAAUGGUGCGACGGUCACAGUGUAUCAUCAGCCAGCGCCCAUCGUGCAGCUGUCUCCAGCUGUUGGCCAGAAGCCUCCCUUCCAGUCAGGGAUGCAUUAUGUUCAAGAUAAAUUAUUCGUGGGUCUAGAACACGCCGUGCCCACUUUCAAUGUCAAGGAGAAAGUGGAAGGUCCAGGCUGCUCCUACUUGCAGCACAUUCAGAUUGAAACCGGUGCCAAAGUGUUCCUGCGGGGCAGAGGUUCCGGCUGCAUCGAGCCCGCGUCGGGCCGGGAGGCAUUUGAGCCCAUGUACAUUUACAUCAGUCAUCCCAAACCAGAAGGCCUGGCUGCUGCCAAGAAGCUCUGUGAGAAUCUCUUACAAACAGUCCACGCCGAAUACUCUAGAUUUGUGAAUCAGAUUAAUACUGCUGUACCUUUGCCAGGCUACACACAACCCUCUGCUAUAAGUAGUGUCCCUCCUCAGCCACCGUGUUAUCCAUCCAGUGGCUAUCAGUCUGGUUACCCUGUUGUUCCCCCCCCUCAGCAGCCAGUUCAGCCUCCCUACGGAGUGCCAAGCAUGGUGCCACCCGCCGUGUCGUUGGCACCCGGAGUCUUGCCAGCGUUACCCACUGGAGUCCCACCUGUGCCAACACAGUACCCGAUAACACAAGUGCAGCCUCCAGCUAGCACUGCGCAGAGUUCGAUGAGCGGGCCUUUCCCGCAGCCGCAGGCGCAGAAGAGGCGCUUCACCGAGGAGCUGCCCGACGAGCGCGAGUCCGGACUCCUCGGAUACCAGCAUGGACCCAUUCAUAUGACUAAUUUAGGUACAGGCUUCUCCAGCCAGAAUGAGGUUGAAGGUGCAGGAUCGAAGCCGGCAAGUUCCUCAGGCAAAGAGCGAGAGAGGGACAGGCAGUUGAUGCCUCCACCAGCCUUUCCAGUGACUGGAAUAAAAACAGAGUCUGAUGAAAGGAGUGGUUCUGGGACCUUAGCAGGGAGCCACGAUUAUCCAGUCAAGAAGAUGAAAACUUCAGAGAAGGGCUUUGGCUUGGUGGCUUACGCUGCAGAUUCGUCUGACGAAGAGGAGGAUCAUGGAGGCCAUAAAAAUGCAAGUAGUUUUCCACAGGGCUGGAGUUUGGGGUAUCAGUACCCUUCGUCGCAACCACGAGCUAAGCAGCAGAUGCCAUUCUGGAUGGCCCCGUAGGAACAGUGGGACAGAGUUUCGACCCUCGAUGACUCGUCCUUAGCAAUAAUGCAUGCAUUUGAUUUGACAAGACUGUGGCCUGUACUGGGAGCCAUCGUGGACCUUUGCCCAAGUUAGAGAUGCAGUGGCCCCUUUCUUAAAGGGGCCGCGUUCUUUUUAAAACACCCUCUUUUCUGCAGCGGCAUAGCAUCUGUUAACAUUUACUUAGGAUCACAAAUUUGUCUCAGAAGCCGUUUUUUUACCAGUCGGUGAAACACGCUUGGUCAACAGAGCACCCCAGCGGGGUCGUUCCAGUAUGCGUUUGACCUGAUCCGGCCUUUUCCAAAUGAAUAGCUCCUCUUCUGACGAAAAGAAAGUUUUAUUUGUAUUUUACUACUGUUUGGUCAAUUUUGAUAAUAACUGGUUAUACACAGAGCCUUACUGUUCGCUAGUGGGGAAGUGAUUUUAAGACCACCCUUUCCGUUCGGUACUUAAACAUCUGCAAGUUCCUCAUCCCUGUUUCAUUUUUGGAUUUUUUCCAUUUUGGAAAGUGCAGUUUCACGAAUUUAAAAUUGGCAGAUACGGCUGGAUCCCGGGUAGGAAAACAAAGGUAUUUUUUUCAUCGUGUCUUUUAUUGGGGUGACCCAAAGCCGUCACUUUCAGGCACACUCAUCUCUCAUGGCCACUGCUGUUUUUAUUGCCCUUCCAAGCUCCUUGUCUUCAUAUGGGUCAGAGAAAAACCGCUUGUUCAAAAGCUGGGCAGAACUCAUCACAAGCGAAACACAGCAGUCUGUCUCAGAACUGGUUGCAGCUCAAACAUUUCACUGCUCGCAGUAGGACGGCGGACUUAGGGGCUGAACUCGCACCUCGUCCUGUUUUUCUUGGCGUUACAGGUUUUGCCAAAAGAACUUUUUUGUAUCAAAUAUAUGGACGUGUGAAAGUGAAGAGCUAGUCUGCUGAGCCGGGAGUGUGAGACGCUGAACUGUCGUUUUUGCACAUUCGAAUACUUCGCAGGCUGCCUUUGUAUCAACUGAUCCUCUGGUUUCCUAUAUGUUGUAAAUAUUUAGACCAUUUCACUAUAAAUAAAUGUAUAAAUAUUCUG